CAACGGGCACCUGUUACAUUUGCCGGCUGUCAACCAUCCAACUCUUCAGUCAACUAUUAGCCGGCUUAAACAAAGCAUCACCAAACCAUACGCUCCAAUUAUAUUUUUGUAUAAUUAAUACAACAAGAAGAAACUUGUUUUUUUAUUAAAAAAAAGUAGUGAUUUUGUUAAAACUUAAUUAAAUUAAAAAAAAAAAAAUGUCGACCGAAAGUGCUGAAACAGUACCAACAGUUGUUGAAGAAAAAGCAACUCCAGAAAAAGUUGAAAAUGGACCAGAAAAUGCUACAACCACACCAGAAGCGACGGCACCAGCUGAAGAACCACCAAAAGAAAUGCGUGCUGUUGUUCUUACCGGUUUUGGUGGCUUAAAAUCUGUUAAGAUUUUAAAAAAACCAGAACCAACGCUCAAUGAAGGCGAAGUAUUAAUUCGCGUUAAAGCUUGUGGUUUAAAUUUCCAAGAUUUAAUGGUACGUCAAGGUGCUAUCGAUUCUCCACCAAAAACACCAUUCAUCUUAGGCUUUGAAUGUGCUGGUGAAAUUGAACAAGUUGGAGAAGGUGUUGAAAACUUUAAGGUCGGUGACCGUGUUGUCGCUUUACCAGAGUAUAGAGCAUGGGCUGAAUUAGUAGCUGUCCCUGCCAAGUACGUGUUUGCCAUCCCAGAGGAUUUAAGUGCUUUAGAUGCGGCUGCUGUGACAAUGAACUACAUUGUUGCAUAUAUAUUAUUAUUCGAGUUGGGAAAUUUAAGCUCUGGCAAGAGUGUUUUAUUACAUUCAGCUGGCGGUGGUGUGGGCUUAGCUGUUGCACAAUUAUGCCGUACAGUACCAGAUGUUACGGUAUUUGGUGUUUGCUCCGAGGGAAAACAUGAAGCAUUGAAAGCUGCAGACAGUCCAAUUGAUCAUUUGUUGAAACGUGGAAGUGAUUAUACAGCUGAAGUUCGAGCUGUAAGUCCAAGUGGUGUAGACAUUGUCCUAGAUUGCCUUUGCGGUGAAGAAUGCAACAGGGGCUAUACUUUACUAAAACCAAUGGGUAAAUAUAUUUUAUAUGGAUCGUCCAAUGUAGUUACAGGUGAAACUAAGAGCUUCUUUAGCGCUGCUCGUGCGUGGUGGCAAGUAGAUAAAGUAUCCCCAAUUAAACUUUUCGAUGAAAAUAAAUCAUUAGCUGGAUUCAAUUUACGCCAUCUUUUAUAUCAACAAGGUGGUACUGAAUACGUUCACAAAGCUAUGGAGGAAGUUUUAAAAUUAUAUUCAGCUGGUAAAAUUAAACCUGUUGUUGAUUCAACAUGGGCUUUAGAAGAUGUUGCUGAAGGUAUGCAAAAAAUGCACGAUCGUAAAAAUAUUGGUAAAAUUAUUUUGGACCCAAGCUUAGAACCAAAACCAAAACCAGCAACACCAGCUAAAGGUAAAGCCAAGGAGGAUAAGAAAAAACAAAAUUCUGAAGAAAAGAAAGAAGAUGAGAAAAAAGAAGACGGUGCUAAGAAAGAAGGUGGAGAUGACAAAAAAGAGGAAACAAAUGGUUCUACCGAGACUGGUGGUGACUCUGAUUCAAAGGAGAAAGAAUCAAGUUGAAUUAAUUAAAUUUCAAAAACCCUCCGAUUAUCUGUUUUUCUCUACACAGAUACAAAAAAAAAAAAACCCAACCUCUCUAUACAUUUAAAAUUAAACCAUUAUUAAAAAUAACGCCGGUUCAAAUAAAAAAUAUCGGCCAUUAUUAUUUAAAAAAAACAACAAAAUAAUCGAUAAUAAUCAAAUCACAAAACUCAAGGUGAUUCAUUUUUAUCAUCACUAAAAUGACUCAUCUUGUAC
Molecule: messenger RNA, 1802 nt
Organism: Chrysoperla carnea
Lineage: Eukaryota; Metazoa; Arthropoda; Insecta; Neuroptera; Chrysopidae
Product: synaptic vesicle membrane protein VAT-1 homolog-like
Exons: 8
Coding region: 198-1565 (455 amino acids)
Molecular function (GO): oxidoreductase activity; zinc ion binding
Source: RefSeq, a predicted model, not a curated record